Molecule: messenger RNA, 421 nt
Organism: Tinamus guttatus (white-throated tinamou)
Lineage: Eukaryota; Metazoa; Chordata; Aves; Tinamiformes; Tinamidae
Source: RefSeq, a predicted model, not a curated record
AUGGCGCUCAAAACACAUGCCAACACGUCGAUAAAUGAUGAAGGAAUUUUUCCACAAACAACAAAUCAGACGCAAACAGAAUCUCUUUCUCCAUCUCCCAACACUGUGUCACCGGUGCCUUUAAGUAAUCCAACCAGUGCCCCAAGGUUUGGAACAGUUAUUCCUAACCGGAUCUUUGUAGGAGGAAUUGAUUUUAAGACUAAUGAAAAUGACCUAAGGAAGUUUUUUGCCCAGUAUGGCUGUGUGAAAGAGGUGAAGAUAGUAAAUGACAGAGCUGGAGUAUCAAAGGGGUAUGGCUUCAUCACUUUUGAAACCCAAGAAGAUGCACAGAAGAUUUUACAAGAGGCUGAAAAGCUUAAUUAUAAGGAUAAGAAAUUGAAUAUUGGUCCAGCAAUAAGAAAACAACAAAUAGGGAUUCCUC